This is a messenger RNA of Grammomys surdaster, 1680 nucleotides long. Its product is annotated as protein FAM111A-like. The record is from RefSeq and is a predicted model, not a curated record. Lineage: Eukaryota; Metazoa; Chordata; Mammalia; Rodentia; Muridae. The transcript has a single exon. Bases 1 to 1680 code for a protein of 559 amino acids.
AUGGAAUCUAGAAAGAGAACAAGUGAGGUAACAAACCUGCAGGACCAAUGGGCAUAUUCACUCAAGAAAAACCGGCAAGAUCAGACAUAUAAGACAAUUAUCAUCACCUUAGAUGGAAAUCACUGGAAAACUGGAAAAAUGAAAUAUACGCUCACACAUAAGAAGACAGAGAGCUUGUAUGCAGCACUCAACACUCUCAGUGCUGUCAAAGAAAGUCAACAGGGCAAAGAAAUGCUGGUGUAUGGCAAAGAAGGAAUCAAAGGGUACAUAAACCCUGGCAUGCCCCUCUGCUGUUUUCCAGAAAACAGCCACGUGGUCAUUACAUUUUCUAAAACAGAAAAAGAACAGAGAGAAGAUAAGCAAGUGUAUGGUUCUCAGGACCAUGUGUGUAUUGACUGCGUGAAAUUUUAUAUUCAUGCAGUUGGGAAGAGGAAUGAAAGAAUUCUCAAGUUUAGAGAACUUCACCAUGAGGGGAACAAACUCUGUGUGUAUGGCUUCAAGGGAGACACCAUUAAAGAAACUCUGAGGAAGGAUGGCAGGUUUUACUCCUUUGUAGAGAGUGACCAUUGGAAGCUCAUUAAAGACUUGGACACCAUCAUAGAAAACACGCAACCAGUUGAUGAAUUAGAGGGCAAGCUCUUUCAGGUGGAGCUUGAGAGAAUAAAAUGUCCUCAGGCAGCAGACCCCACUGAUUUAGAGAAGCCAUCCUAUAGGAAGCUGAAAGAAUACAUUGUAGAUGAAUAUCCCACACUGAAGAGAGAGUAUGAAAAACUUAGAGCGUACAUCAAGGAAGAAAGUAAAGGAACUUCCUCAUUUGAAAUGCAUAAAGAUAACUUCAGGAAACUGACCAAAAACUCCACCCCAACUAAAGUGCUCAAACUUCUUUCACAGUUCAGUGACUCGGUUGGGCUCAUUGUUUGGAACAACGAGGGAAAUGAGGGUUGUGCUACCUGCUUUGUUUUUACAGGGCUGUACAUUUUCACUUGCCGGCAUGUGAUCAGUGACAUCAUGGGUGAAGGUAUAGAGCAAAGUAAGUGGACAGAUAAAAUUAGUCAAUGUGUGAAAGUCACAUUUGAUUAUGAAGAGUUCCUGGCAAAACAAGACACCUCCUUCUUUUUCGUUGAGCCCUGGUUUGAGAUAUCUGAUAACAUCAUUGACUAUGCUGUCCUGAAACUGAAGAAAAAUGGACAAGAACCUGCAGGGUUGUAUAAUGGAAUAGCCCCUGUACCGUCCAGUGGGUUGAUAUAUAUCAUUGGUCAUCCUGAUGUAAAACAGAAGCUUAGUGACGGCUGUGCUGUGAUUUCUCAAGAUGAGCACAUGCAGGAAAGAGAAGUAGUAGAGGGCAGCAAUACAAUGCAAUAUAUCUAUAUAUACACCCAAAGAAGUUUCCAAGAAACAGGUCAUGAACCUGGUGUGGUUACCUGUGACAACACUUUUUACUGUGGAUCUUCUGGAUCUCCUAUAUUUGAUUCUAAAGGGUCACUGGUAGCCAUGCACACUGCUGGCUUCAUUUGUGAGUAUGAAAAUGGUGUUUCCAGUAUCGUAGAGUUUGGAUCUUCUAUAAAAUGCAUCCUCAGUGAUAUUAAACAAAAGCAUAAAACAUGGUAUGAUGAGGAAUGUGUAAAUCAGCAGGAUGUAGAAAUGAAUAGUCAAGAUUGUUGGGGACUGGAGAGAAUCUAA